Zingiber officinale is the source of this 2013-nucleotide messenger RNA. RefSeq names its product glycosyltransferase BC10-like. The transcript is spliced from 11 exons. Gene Ontology annotation, molecular function: glycosyltransferase activity. Gene Ontology annotation, cellular component: membrane. The record is from RefSeq and is a predicted model, not a curated record. The coding region runs from base 340 to 1446 and encodes 368 amino acids. Lineage: Eukaryota; Viridiplantae; Streptophyta; Magnoliopsida; Zingiberales; Zingiberaceae.
CAGUGGCUUCUCACCAGAUGGUUGUUUGAUGAAGAACUAAACUAAAAAGACUCUCUGCACAUGCCGUCACGAGCCACCGCCCCUCUCUUCGCCCUCGCCGCCUCUCCUCUGACUACCCUCUAGAUCAUGCACUAGCAGCUGAUUCUGCCCUUCCCUGGUAUGCAGCUGAAGCAGUUCCAACCCUCCUCAAAUCUCCUACCCAGAUCAGAUCUCGUCUUCUUGCGGACGGGGAGUUGCGCAUCUCCACGGGUCGAGCAAGAACAUGUCUUCUCUGAUUUCUUAUGGAAGUGAUCUGGAAAGGAAGAUAGAGAGAUCUAAGAGGGGGCCGCAGAGGAACAGAUGAAGCGGAGGAGCUUUUUGCCGCAGCAUCGGAGCGGCAGAUGGAGAAUCAAGCUGCUGCUGAUGGUGCUCCUCUUGUUCUCCUGCUUCUGCUUGCUGAUGCUUAACCAUUACUCCUUCUCCCGAGUAUUCGAGCAUAGUGCGGCUGAAGCCCCACCUGUCGUCGACACGCAGAAGCCCAAGAUCGCCUUUCUCUUCAUAGCGCGCAAUCGGCUUCCCUUGGAGUUCGUCUGGGAUGCGUUUUUUCAAGGUGAGAAAGAGGGCAAAUUUUCGAUCUUUGUUCACUCCAGGCCCGGGUUUAUACUCAACGAAGCCACCACACGAUCUGCCUAUUUUUAUAAUCGUCAAGUCAACAACAGCAUACAGGUAGAGUGGGGAGAGGCUAGCAUGAUUGAAGCAGAGCGUAUUUUGCUUAGAAAUGCGAUCAAGGAUUCUUUUAAUGAGCGAUUUCUUUUUCUGUCAGACAGUUGCAUUCCAUUAUAUAACUUCAGUUACAUCUACAAAUACAUAAUGUCUACGACAACUAGCUUCAUAGACAGUUUUGCUGAUACCAAAGAGGGUCGUUAUAAUCCACGAAUGAACCCAGUUAUUCCUGUCUACAAUUGGAGGAAAGGAUCUCAGUGGGUAGUGUUAACAAGAAAACAUGCUCAAGUUAUGAUCAAUGAUGAUGCAGUCUUACCAGAAUUCGAAAGGCAUUGCAGGAGGAAGUCUUUACCAGAGUUUUGGAGGGAUCAUCCUUUUCCUGCAGAUCCAUCCAAGGAGCACAAUUGUAUACCAGAUGAGCAUUAUGUUCAGACACUGAUUGCACAAAAGGGCCUUGAAGGUGAAAUUACACGGAGAGCAUUGACACAUACAUUAUGGGAUCUUUCAUCUUCCAAAGAUCGCCAAAGGCGAGGAUGGCAUCCUGUCACAUACAAGCUUUCAGAUGCUACACCCAAGCUUAUCAAUGACAUAAAGGGCAUAGAUAAUAUAUACUACGAGACCGAGUACCGGAGGGAGUGGUGCAGAAGCCAGGGAAUGCCAUCGAAGUGCUUUCUCUUUGCCAGGAAAUUCACACGAGCUGCUGUCAUGGGGCUUCUCAAUUCGUCAGUGCUAAUUAUAAAUUGAAGAACAGAUGCGUUUAUUCGACAGUUCAUCUACAAGUCUGAGGAGCAGGUAAAAAUCGUAAAACUCUCUCCAAGAAUCCUUCACAUAAAAUUGUUGAGCAGGCAACAAAUAUAUCAACUGUGAGCUGAGCUAUGGAUGUGAAUGAUAAAGCAAUAAUUCCACAAUUAUAGAUUCUGGAAAGAAUAUGUAUAGUUCUUCCUUUUAAUUCUUUUCGACCUCUGCCGUUUUGAUAAUUGUUGACCUUGUCAAGUUAGUUUAAUAAGGGCCACGUAGACCAAGGAUAUCUGUUCUAGGUUCGGCCAAAAUUCUUGCUGGAGAAUAUUUAUCGACUGAACUUGUUUUCAUGUUAGACAAUAGUUCUUGCCGGGGAAUGUUAUCUUUAUCAGCUAUUGACCUUGUUAGAUUGAACUUGUGCUUGAGUUGGUAACAGACCAAUAUUACGCCUACUAAGAGUGCAAUUUGUGUGGAGAAGAACGGACACGUGUUAGAUGCACUCCCCCCUUCACAAAAAAUCACAUUUUUGUUUAAACUUUGUAAAUGUAAUUAACACACAUUAAAUUACUUCUA